Salarias fasciatus (jewelled blenny) is the source of this 2126-nucleotide messenger RNA. RefSeq names its product coiled-coil domain containing 9B (gene ccdc9b). The record is from RefSeq and is a predicted model, not a curated record. The transcript has 14 exons. The coding region runs from base 159 to 1820 and encodes 553 amino acids. NCBI's taxonomy places the organism in Eukaryota, Metazoa, Chordata, Actinopteri, Blenniiformes, Blenniidae.
AAAUCCGCUAACAGGGGAGCUCUGUGCAUUUGUUAGACAUCUUGGCUGCUUGCCCAACUUGGCUCAUUGUAAUCGAGGCAUGAUCGUGGACUCCAGGCAGCCCUCUCUGCCGCCUCGGCCGCCUCACGCCAGGACCCAGCCCAGCUCUCUCCGCUGACAUGGACAAACCCGCCUCCACAGACAUGAUGCCCAAGAGGGAUCAUGAGAGGGACCUGGAGCUGGACAAGAAGAUCCAGGCUCUCCGCAGGAAGAACGAAGCGCUCAUGAAGAGGUACAAGGAGGUGGAAGAGGACAAGAAAAGGGCGGAAGAGGAAGGAAUGGCGCUGCAGAGCAGAAAGGGCAAAGCUGACGAUCUCACCAUCACAAUCAGCAAGUCCACCAGUGACAGUCGAGUGGUGGUGACGAAGCCAUUCAGCAGCGGCUCGCCAGCUGGGAAAGGACAGCAGGAGGCCGGGCCCGACAGAGGGGGAGACGGACCCCCGCAGGAUGCUGGCCGAGGCCACAGGAAGCAGCUGACAGUCACAAUGGCGGGUAGAAAGGGUAAGAGGGUGGUGAGUGAGAAGUCGGAGAAGAGGCCGGGCCCCGCGGAUGUCAAGAGCCCUACAGAUGACGGACAGGCGAGGCGUGCGGAGUCGGCGGGGAGGGGGAAGCAGCCAGCUCACAUGACCAGGAGAGACGCGGCGGCGCAGGAGGAGAUCAAACCGGGGCAGAAGCACGCUGAGGAGCAAAGCGGCGUGGCAGAGCAAAGUCAGGAGCCGGAGAGCCCGCAGGCCGGCACGGACCUCAACAUCCCCACGUCCAAGGAGGAGCAGGAGGAGUAUCUGCGCUGGAAGAAGGAGCGCGAACAGAUCGACAGGGAGCGGGUGGCGCGCCAUAAAAACGCCAAGGGCCAGUGGAGACGGGCGUGGGACAUGGACAAAACCGAGAACAUGUUUUCAGAGAAAUCCCUCCCUGACAGAGACUGGGGCCCCUCCGGCAGAGGUGGAAGAAGUGCCAGAAAAGGACAAGCCAGAGCAGGCGGUGAUUCAAGAGGUCAUGACAAGCGAGGAAAAGAUAAAGGAGCUAAAAAUGUGCAAGUGAUGAGCAGCAAAGCAAAAGGCAAAGAUCGUCUGACGGGGAGAGCGAGGAGAUGGCAGCCAGAUGAGGAUGGAGAGAACCCUCAGAUUUUGGAUACAACACUGGAGGAGUUCCUGGAGGAACUCGACGCCCUCACAGAGGAGGUUGAGGUUACAGACACGAAAACAAAGUCGCCGCCCAGCCCAGAUUCACUGAGCACGCCUGACGAGGUGAGCGGGUCCAGAGACGACGCCCCGAGUCAGGGGAAGACCGCCGCUACGGAGAAGAAAGUACGUUUCUCAGAGGAUCUGGUCCAGGCGGCUCCUCCCAGGCAAACCGCCGCCUCUCAAGACUCUGUCGCUUCGGACGCCAGAGGUCCGCGCUCUGCGAAAGCCUCCUCGCCCAAAAAGAACAAGCCGGAACUGCGGGGGUCUCAGAAACCUCCGGUCAGUGCCAGACAGGACGACGCCAGCCCUCAGGAUAAAGGAGGCGGCCCGGCUGCUCCUCUCGAUGCUCAGCAGCAGGCGCCUCAGACUGAACAUACUGAAAAGGACAGCAGCCCCCCCACACUUACCAGCCCCCCUCCUGCUGAGAAGGCCUCCGCGUCUCAGCCUGUGGAGCUCGCCAAAUGCAACAUGAGCAACACAAACGCAGAUGAACUAAUAGACUCCGGUUUGUCUGUCCUGAGCCUGGAGUCAGGAGAAACACACCCAGCACACCCCACCAGCAGCGACAAGGCAAGAGAGCACGGGAAGAUUGUCUGACUUUUUUUUGGGAUGUAAAUAACUGAAACCAAAACACCAUUUGGAAGCUUUUUUUUUUCUUUCUUUUUGCUUCAGGUACCCCGUUUAUGGCUUACAAGCAAAAACACGUGGUUUUAUUUUUGCCGUGGCAUGUCCCACCUGUUGGUGUUUUAUCUCGACGGAGCUCCAGUCAAACAUUUCAGAGGGUCAGAUAUUUUCACAUCCAAGCACUUUAUUGUUAGACGAGCCUGUGUGCUGACACAUCAUUUGAUCGGUUGGUACGCUGCUUGAGUGCAAUAUCAUUGAAUGUUUACAUUUGUAUGAAAA